This is a messenger RNA of Symsagittifera roscoffensis, 519 nucleotides long. Its product is annotated as chymotrypsin-like elastase family member 3A. The transcript has a single exon. NCBI's taxonomy places the organism in Eukaryota, Metazoa, Xenacoelomorpha, Acoela, Convolutidae. The coding region runs from base 1 to 519 and encodes 172 amino acids. Gene Ontology annotation, biological process: proteolysis. Gene Ontology annotation, molecular function: serine-type endopeptidase activity. The record is from RefSeq and is a predicted model, not a curated record.
AUGUUUGUUCACGAAGAAUAUAAUAACACAGAAUACGAAUACGGCGGAACUGUAAUGAAUGACGUGGCGCUGCUGAAAUUGUCCGAAAAAGUUCCAAGGACAACUCAUGUGCUGCCUCUGUGCGGCAAGGACUUCAACAGCACUGGAUUGGAGCUGAAGCUGGUAGGGUUGGGAAAUAUUCACCCCAUCGCUCCAAUAACCGGAGAGGCAAAAAAAGAGGAGCCUACAGAUUUGCGGCUGCAGGAAGUAGAGUUAGGAGAGACAACCACCUGUCCCAAACUAUGGAAGGGCCAUACACCCGUUUCAGAGAUGGAAGUAUGUGCUUUGGGGGGUGAUAAACAAGGCUGCUAUGGCGACAGUGGGGGCCCCUUGUUCCCCGUUGACGAAGAGGACGAUGCCAUGUGUCUCUAUGGUGUCGUGAGCUACGGAAGUGAGAACUGCCUAGGUGGUGUAACCAUCUUCAUGAAAGUGCCCUACUUCGAAGACUGGAUUGAACAAACAAUCCAUCAGAACAGUUAA